AGGCGGCCGGACUUCCUUCCCCUCCCCAGCCUUCCCGCGGGCGGACGCCGCGGCGCCUCGCUCUCGCCUUUUUCUUAUUUUUUUCCCCCCUUCCCCCUUCCUUUUCUUUUCUUUUUCCCCUUCCCCCUUCCACCAUUUCCCCUCGGAGGCGCUUCCCCCGGGCAGGGGCCGAGCCGGUCUCACCCCCCGCCUCUCCCCUGCCCCCGCUGCCCUAUGGCGAGAGGGAGCCCCCUCCUCACCGGGGCACCGGCGGCGGCGGCGGCGGCCUCAGGCCCGGGGUCGUCAUGGAACUGAGUCGCUGACGACCCCGGCCGCAGCCGUGUGUCCCGCUUGCGCCCCGCGCCCCCGGCCCGGCCCCCCUUCUCCCUCCUGGGCCGGUCCGGUCCUGGGUCCGCGCGUCGCGCCCCCGUGCGCGGAGGGAAGGAGGAGGUGACGCCCCGGAUGCCCCCGCGUCACCCCUGGGAGGCCUACAGCUCCGCCGGGGAGGAGGAGGAGCACGAAGAGGAGGAGGUAGUUACAUCAAGGUGGGUGGCAGGCAGAUCCAAAGGAUAUCAUGAAGUUUCCAGGACCUUUGGAAAACCAGAGAUUGUCUUUCUUAUUAGAAAAGGCAAUCUCUAGGGAAGCCCAGAUGUGGAAGGUGAAUGUGCCGAAAAUACCUACAAAUCAGAGUGUUUCUCCAUCCCAGAGAGAUGAAGUAAUUCAGUGGCUGGCCAAACUCAAGUACCAAUUCAACCUUUACCCAGAAACAUUUGCUCUGGCUAGCAGUCUUUUGGACAGGUUUUUAGCUACUGUAAAGGCCCACCCAAAAUACUUGAGUUGUAUUGCAAUUAGCUGCUUUUUCCUAGCUGCCAAGACUGUUGAAGAGGAUGAGAAAAUUCCAGUACUGAAGGUAUUGGCAAGAGACAGUUUCUGUGGAUGUUCCUUUUCUGAAAUUUUGAGAAUGGAGAGAAUUAUUUUGGAUAAGUUGAAUUGGGAUCUUCACACAGCAACACCAUUGGAUUUUCUUCACAUUUUCCACUCCAUUGCAGUGUCAACUAGGCCGCAGUUACUUUUCAGUUUGCCCAAUUUGAGCCCGUCUCUACAUUUGGCAGUCCUUAUCAAACAGCUACUUCACUGUAUGGCCUGCAGCCAACUUCUGCAAUUCAAAGGAUCCAUGCUUGCUCUGGCCAUGGUUAGCUUGGAAAUGGAGAAACUCAUUCCUGAUUGGCUUCCUCUUACAAUUGAACUGCUCCAGAAAGCACAGAUGGAUAGCUCCCAGUUGAUCCACUGUCGGGAGCUUGUGGCACAUCACCUUUCUACUCUGCAGUCCUCCCUGCCUCUAAAUUCCGUUUAUGUCUACCGUCCCCUCAAGCACACCCUGGUGACCUGUGACAAAGGAGUGUUCAGAUUACAUCCCUCCUUUGUCUCAGGCCCAGAUUUCUCCAAGGACAACAGCAAGCCAGAAGUGCCAGUCCGAGGUCCAGCAGCCUUCUACCAUCAUCUCUCAGCUGCCAGUGGGUGCAAGCACACCUCUGCUAAACGCAAAGUGGAGGAAAUGGAAGUGGAUGACUUCUAUGAUGGAAUCAAGCGGCUCUAUAAUGAAGAUAAUGCUGCAGAAAAUGUGGCUUCUGUGUGUGGCACUGAUUUAUCAAGACAAGAGGGACAUGCUUGCCCUUGUCCACCUUUGCAGCCUGUUUCUGUCAUGUAGUUUCAACAUGUGUUACGUUCCGGUGCAAACUAAGGUUGGCUACUUUGGGAACAACCUAUAAAGCUAGGAAAGGCUAUGGAGGGAAAUAUACCUUAUCAGGCUGAUGUGAAGUGAGCCAGGAAAAAAAAACACACCCUCAUUUACUUGUGCAGUUCAAUUAUAAUUCAGCAUUGUUUAAAGGCCAAAAAAUACCUACCAAAACAUUUUUAAAAAGUAAAUUUCUUUAUAGUAUGUCAGUUGUUCUUUUCUUUGCUAUAAAAUGUAGCUUGCCCCAUGUCAAAAAUUUACAAUAUUUGGGAAAAAAAUUCCAAAAUUCACAGCUUUCAAACUUGUUUCCCCAGCAUCCUGAUUUAUUUUCUUGGUUUUGCUUGCUUCUUUAUUGAAUACUUAAUAAAUUUUAUGCAUGUUGAUCUAUGUUCUCUGAUUUCCACUGAAUAGGAAACCCCCAAGUUUUUUAAAGCAAAAUUAGUGGCAGCCAUAUUUAAUCCAUGGUUUAGAUUCCAGUUAAGUGUGGAAAGUGUACUUUAGAAUUGUCCAGAUGAAUCAGAGGUGAUAAUAGACAAAAUUCUCACAUUACCACAUGGAUUUUCUCAUUUAAAACAAAAUUACAGCUUUAUCUAGAACACAGAUUUGUUGAAAUCAUUUUUGACAAUUGUAUGAAAGAAUUUGUGACAAAGUUAAUAUAUCCAGGUGCUCGUCAAAGAACCCUAUAUGUAACAUCAUUAGAUUUUUGUAACUAAUCCGUUUUUACUCAUUUGUAAUCAGUAGGAGUCUGUCUAGAUACUGGGGCAGCUCUAUGAUUUGACAUGUAACACGUAAUUCAGAACCCUUAUUUUAUGUUAGGCUGUUAGGAUUUUCUGAUAAAAAUUAUUUGUGUCUCAUAACCUGCCUGUACUUCCCUUAAUGACUUGGAUCCUGAGCUCCCUUUGCAGUCUGAAGAAGGUAUUGCAGUCAGAACCAUGUACCAAUGAUAAAAGCCUCUGGUAGCAAUAAAAAGUUGUCCUUAA
Messenger RNA from Heterocephalus glaber (naked mole-rat), 2694 nucleotides. It is a transcript of the gene Ccni, whose product is annotated as cyclin I. The record is from RefSeq and is a predicted model, not a curated record. NCBI's taxonomy places the organism in Eukaryota, Metazoa, Chordata, Mammalia, Rodentia, Bathyergidae.